AUGUCUCAGCCGGCGCAGAGGGCAGUUGUUCAAUCUUUGAUCUCAAAAUACAUUAACAAGGAGACAUUGAAGUAUGUCUUCACAACACACUUCUGGGGUCCGGUUUCUAACUUUGGUAUCCCAAUCGCAGCUAUUGCAGAUUUGAAGAAAGAUCCAGAAUUGAUCUCUGGUUCUAUGACUAUGGCUUUGAUUGUAUACUCUGGUGUUUUUAUGAGAUAUGCAAUGGCAGUGACCCCAAAAAACUAUUUGUUGUUUGGUUGUCACAUUAUUAAUGAAACUGCCCAACUUGGACAAGGGUUCAGGUGGUUGCAGCACAAUCAUUUCGGUGGAAGGGAGAAGGCUGCUGAGGCUGCUUUAAAGGUGAAUGCCAAUAAAUCUGCAUGA
Messenger RNA from Eremothecium cymbalariae DBVPG#7215, 384 nucleotides. It is a transcript of the gene MPC1, whose product is annotated as pyruvate transporter MPC1. Lineage: Eukaryota; Fungi; Ascomycota; Saccharomycetes; Saccharomycetales; Saccharomycetaceae. The transcript has a single exon. Gene Ontology annotation, biological process: pyruvate import into mitochondria. Gene Ontology annotation, cellular component: mitochondrial inner membrane. Bases 1 to 384 code for a protein of 127 amino acids. The record is from RefSeq and is a predicted model, not a curated record.